Messenger RNA from Ipomoea triloba (trilobed morning glory), 1023 nucleotides. Its product is annotated as probable protein phosphatase 2C 58. Gene Ontology annotation, molecular function: protein serine/threonine phosphatase activity. The transcript has 7 exons. The record is from RefSeq and is a predicted model, not a curated record. Lineage: Eukaryota; Viridiplantae; Streptophyta; Magnoliopsida; Solanales; Convolvulaceae. Gene Ontology annotation, biological process: protein dephosphorylation. The coding region runs from base 1 to 1023 and encodes 340 amino acids. Gene Ontology annotation, cellular component: cytosol; nucleus.
AUGGAAGAAGACACAGAUUUCGUGCGAUUUAAGAGAGGCAAAUUGCGUCAACCAAACAUAAUCAAGAUUAAGAGAACAUCUACUCCUGAUGACGUGGCUGCUGUUCUUGCAAAGGAGAGAAAUAGAGACAAUAAGCAUACAGAAGGUGAUGAGGGAGAUGAUGACCCUAGAGUCUGUGAUGAGGAUGUUGAGGAAGAAGUCAAAGAAUAUGGAGAUGCAAGAGAUGUUUUAGAUUUUGGUGCUGAGGUGACUGCGAAGAAUCGCCACAUCACCCAUGGUUUCCAUCUGGUAGAAGGGAAGAUGAAACAUGGCAUGGAAGAUUUCCUAGUUGCAGAAAAUAGAAAAAUGAAGGGCUAUGAUCUCGGUUUAUAUGCAAUUUUCGACGGCCAUUCGGGGCGUAAGGUUGCAAAAUACUUGCGCACUCAUCUCUUUGAUAACAUAUUGAAAGAGCCUGAUUUCUGGGAAAAUCCUGAAUCCGCCCUUAAGCGAGCAUACAAAAAGACAGAUAAUGAGAUCUUAAAGAAUGUGGUUGGUGCUCGGGGUGGCUCCACAGCAGUGACUGCAAUAUUAAUCAAUCAGAAGCAGCUCGUUGUAGCCAAUGUCGGGGAUUCGCGUGCAGUUCUUUGUCGGAAUGGGGAGGUAAAACAAAUUACAGUUGAUCAUGAUCCACUCAAAAGAAAGGAGAAAAAGAUGGUUGAGGGCAAAGGAGGAUUUGUUUCUAAAAAGCCAGGAAAUGUUCCUCGUGUGGACGGGCAGUUAGCGAUGACGAGGGCGUUUGGAGAUGCAAAACUCAAAGAGCACAUCACUGUGGAACCUGAUGUAACAAUUGAGAAGAUAGACGAAGAAACAGAGUUCAUAGUUCUAGCAAGUGAUGGCUUAUGGAAGGUUACCUCAAACGAAGAGGUAGCAGAUUGCAUCAGAGGGUUGAAGAGUGGUCAAGAGGCAGCUGAGGAGCUGAUUGAGAAGGCGCUUUUACGUGGUAGCAAAGACGACAUUUCUUGUGUUGUGGUAAAGCUUGGCUGA